CUAAUGAGAGCAGCGAAACUUUCCCCCUCAUGCUCCCAGCCUCCACUCCCUUCCGGACUCCUUGCCUUGCAAAAGUGUACGCAGACCCUGAAAACUGCUGUGGCGGAUUUUUGAGUGUUCUUUUUUUUUUUUUUUUAAACAAUGUAACAAGGCAAAGGUUUUUAUUUUUAUUUAUUUUUUACUUUUUAAAACUUGCUUGAUCUGUAAAGCUGGACUACAGUGGACGUUUCACUUCACUGAGGAACUUUUACUAAUUUGGAUUAAUCAACUACACCAUGGAAAAGCUGUUGAGAGAGCGCCUUUCAUUAGCGCGCAGGGUCCGCACAAUCGUUUUGGCGCUCGUACUUUGCGCACAGGCCUGUUUUGGCUUCUCGGUCGCUGGACAGCAGGAGAGCACCUGCGAAGCCAAUGGCAGCAUAUACUACGUGGGAGAAUGGUAUUUCCUGGACUCUGAUCACUGCACCCAAUGUGAGUGCACCGCUGAAGGCUCCUUAUGUGCCCGCACUGAAUGCACCUCUCUCCCGGCUGCAUGCAUCCAUGUUAGCCACUACCCUACCGACUGCUGCCCCAGGUGCGAGAAAAUCGGGUGUGAGUACCGAGGGGUGGUGUACGAGCUAGGGCAGAACUUCCAGCCAUCAGAAUGUGAGCAGUGCACUUGUGACAGUGAUGGCAUUGCCCGCUGUCUUGUGGCAGAUUGUGCUCCUCCACCAUGUGUCAACCCUGUCUAUCAGCCUGGGAAGUGCUGCCCUGAAUGCAAGGAGGGUCCUAACUGCUAUGUUGAUGCAUCACGCACUCAAGUGAUUCCUGCGGGAGAUCCCAUCUGGGUUGACUCCUGCACCAAGUGUCGUUGUCACGAUGGCCAGGAUGCUGGUUACUGGGAGGGAAACCGCCUCGCCACCUGUUCCCGCCUCAGAAACUGUAAACCUGAACAACCGUCCACCCAGCAAAACUGAUUGUCUGUGUCAUCAGAGGUCUACCUUUCUUAAAAUUCAUGUUUUUUGAAGAAACCACACUCUACUCUACUGUACAGUACUGUGCAAAUAUCUUGAGACACCACUUAUUUUUUUUUUUAUUUUGCUAGGAAAAUGGGAAAUAGGUGCAGAGAUUUGUUGAAAUGUAUGCAAACAUACUGUACAAUUAAAUAGAGUAUUUAAGGCAAAACAGAGUUUGUACAGUUCAUUUUUUUGUACAGUUCUAACGAGCCUGAAAGUCAGUGUUUGGUAUGAGCAUGAACUGCGUUAUUUCUGGCAUUUUUGUUUUGUAGAUUCAAUUAAAGAAGUAAGAACAAAUAAUGUGCUGCUGCUAGUUACAAAGUGCCUAAAAAUACAAUUUAAAAUUGAUUCUUUGAUAAGUUGUCACAGCACUGGUUUAUCCAUUGAGUUAGGUGCUUUUUUUUUUUAAAUACUUUCAUCACUGUAGAGAAAUAUUACUUAAGAUCACUUUGAAAUAUUACUAGAAAGGCUGGCUCUUUGGACGCUCUUAGUAGCAGUAGCAGUGGCACAGUGGGUAGGCGCUCCCCUUGCAGCCGGAGGGUUGCUGGACUGAGUCCCUGUCCCUGCGCUGCGUUGUGUCCUUGGGCAAGACACUUAAACCACAUUGUCUAAAGGUAGCGCUGGUCU
Messenger RNA from Archocentrus centrarchus (flier cichlid), 1619 nucleotides. Its product is annotated as von Willebrand factor C domain-containing protein 2-like. Gene Ontology annotation, cellular component: AMPA glutamate receptor complex. The record is from RefSeq and is a predicted model, not a curated record. Gene Ontology annotation, biological process: negative regulation of BMP signaling pathway. Bases 276 to 953 code for a protein of 225 amino acids. The transcript is spliced from 3 exons. Gene Ontology annotation, molecular function: protein binding. NCBI's taxonomy places the organism in Eukaryota, Metazoa, Chordata, Actinopteri, Cichliformes, Cichlidae.